AUGUCUAAACCAGCUUACAUCGUACAUAUCGAUGGCUCAGACAAGGAGCAGCGCUUCCGCGAGCACCCCGUUCUCGACUUCCUGUUCGACCACCAAGAAGCCUUUGAUCACGGCGACAUGAAGAGCGGGCCGUAUACUCGAUUCCACACCGACGACUUCGUCUUUACAAAGUCUGACGGCACGGUCUUCCCUCCCGGCGAGGCCUCUUGGCAAGGCUGGCUGUCAGGCUAUGCUCCCUUCACCGAGCACCUCCACGAGCCGCGAUACUGCAACGUGUACGAGUGCGACGAUGGGAGCUGGGAAAUGAUGGGCAUUGCGCACAUUUACGGCAAUCUCCCCGUCCCAGGAGGGGACAAGACGAAGACGGAUUUCUCUGGUGGUCAGUGGGACGUGGUCGUGCCGGGCGCGAUGGUCUUCAGGUGUGUGAAGGACCCCAGCGGUCCCAAGGGGUUCAAGGUCAAGUCCAUGACUGUGUAUGGGGACGGUACCCCCGUCGUGACCGAGAUGAUCAGACGUGGAAUGGUCAAGCCUGAGGAUCUUGUAAAGUAA
Messenger RNA from Cladophialophora psammophila CBS 110553, 549 nucleotides. RefSeq lists its product as uncharacterized. The transcript has a single exon. The record is from RefSeq and is a predicted model, not a curated record. Bases 1 to 549 code for a protein of 182 amino acids. NCBI's taxonomy places the organism in Eukaryota, Fungi, Ascomycota, Eurotiomycetes, Chaetothyriales, Herpotrichiellaceae.